AAUUUGAGUAAUAGACACUCCAUUCUUUGAGAUAUUUUUUGCGAUUAAGACUUUCAUUUGAUUUUAUUUCUUAGUAACAAUUUUCAUCGAGCAGCAAUUAAUGAUCAACUUUCAACGAGCAACACUUGUCAGUUCCCUUCAGUGUCCAGCACGCUGUCACUGACACCUGACUGACUUUUUGUCGCAAGUUCCUGUCGACGAUAAUCCAGUGGAGGACCUUUUACAGCGUGCCCGCUUUCUCAGCAGUUUACAGCGCUGGCAGCACCGUGUCUGUGACUUUCAGUCCGCUUCACGGGGUGGGCUGCAGGAGAUCGGAUAUAGAGAUCACCGUAGGAUUGCUGCGGGCGCCUUGUUUAAUACUUUGCAGCAACAUUUGGCUCACCCUCGGAAUACCACGCCCCCUCCCCACAGAUUCACAGGACCCUGAUCCCUCCCUCAAACCGAACCGGCAGCCUAUAACCUCCCCGGAUCUCCACCCAUUCCUCCACAGUUGAUUCUUUGGGAAGGUAUUGUCAUGCAAAUGAAGGACGCGUAAAAUAUUCUCUCAGAGCGCAGCGGAGGGCAGAGACUCACACGGACCGCAAGGAGGACACAGAUCGCGCCACUCGGUGGAUUUCUAUAGUUUGAGUCGCUAGGGACCCGUCCAUCUGUCACAGACACCCUGGUCACAUGAGAAGCGACAUAUAGCCAGGGAACAGAUCGAACAGUUCAAGGAAAACCGACGGGGAUCCAACACGCAGGAGGCUGCUCUGUGGAGAUAGUGGCCAUACUUCCAGUUUUCCCAAGUAAAGUCGGAGGUGUCUCUCUUCUCCAUCCCCUUGUGCAGACUACCUGCUGCUGCUACUGCUGCUACAGAAGGGGAACUAUAUUCUAAAGUCCCCUGGAUCACUCGAGAGCACCCUUCUAUUUUCUAGGGGAUUUAUGAUCUCUCAAAUAUUUACACACCAAGUGUGCCAUUUUCUCUCUUGUCCUUUUUGGGAUAUAUAUACACACAUAUAUGUAAAGUGACCUUUUUCCGUUUUAGUGGGCUACUUUAAAGUGCCUUAACUGGUUAUAAUCCAGUGUAACUGUGGCAUUGCUACCAGACCAGAGACGCUCAACAGGGAGAAGACGAUCAUUAUCAGCUUUAGAGUCCAGGCAGGAUUACUUGUUCCCCACCCCCCAGCGAGCUGCAACCAUGAGCCAGGCGGAUGUGUCAACUUGCUCCGCGCCGCAAAGGGUUUUCCAGGAGGCGGUGAAGAAGGGCAACACCAAGGAGCUGCACUCUUUGCUGCAGAACAUGACAAACUGCGAGUUCAAUGUCAACUCCUUCGGGCCGGAAGGACAGACGGCCCUCCAUCAGUCAGUAAUUGACGGAAACCUGGAGCUGGUAAAACUGCUGGUGAAGUUUGGUGCAGAUAUCAGACUGGCCAACCGGGAAGGGUGGAGCGCUUUACACAUCGCCGCUUUCGGGGGCCACCAAGACAUUGUGCUAUACCUCAUCACCAAGGCCAAGUAUUCCUCUGGCGCCCGGUGAUCAGUCUCUGCUGUCAGGUAAAAGAAAAAAAAAAAGAAAAAGUAGAAAAAUUAAAACAAACAAGCAAACAAAUCAACAACAAUUUAAAUAUAAAACUGCAACACAACACACGGGAAAGCCAGGCUCUUGUAAAAGCAAAAAAUAAAAAUAAAACAAAAAAACAAUAAAACAAAAGAAACCCAACAAAAAAAACAAAAACUGCCAUUAUUUACAUAGUUGUGCCAAAUCAUAUAAAAAAAGGAGAUAAAGAAUAGGCCUGCACAAUAAUCUUUCCUCACUGUAAACCAAACGGGGUCCUCUCUGCACUCCCGAGUGAAGCACCGCAUGGUUCAUACACAGCGCCUCAACACGAAUCUUUUAACAAAAGAAACCCAUUUCGGUGAGUUUGUUGGUACUAAAGCUUUCCUCUUGAAUGUUCGUAUUAGAUCGUGUCGUCCACUAUAAAAGAAAUCAAGUCUCUGUGUAUCGCAUGUGUGUGUUUGGACUCCAGAGAGCAGAUGGCCCAGUUUUUUUUCCCUAUCCCUUGAAUAGUUUCUUUGUGGGAGCGCAGAUUUGACCUGUUGCUCCUCAUUGUUCUGUAAAACCCCCUUUUUAAGUUAUUUUAUAUGAAACAGGCACUUGAUGCUUUAUGGCUGCAUGCUGGAAUAUCUGAAAGGGAAGACACAUGAACAAGAGAAGAAGGGUUGCCCUCUGUUGGUUACCAGAGGUCUUAUUUUCUUUAAUAAAUUUUACUGAUUCUCCUUCUUUUUUUUUUUUCUUUUAAACUCAAAGAGCGGCAUUAUGGCUAUCCAACACAUUUUCAGAUGUGUAAUCAUUAUGUAACAACAACUGACUUCAUAACUGUUGUGAAGUACUGUACACAAUAGCUUUACUUUGUUUCUGUUUCUUUUUUUUUUUAAAGGAAAAGAGCGAUGAGAGCGCUCUGCAAGCAGAUCUUGCCAUGCUGGCGUCCAAUUUUUCAGGCCAGUGCGACCACUUUGCCAAUGGUCAUUGUGUUACUAAAAACCGCUGCUUUCGCUUUGUAUAAAAAAAGACGCAUUUGGAAUUCACUUUAUAAUCUACUUUCAGUAUUUUAUUAACAUCCUAGUCAUCACUGUGAAAGCAGGCUGGGUUUUUUGUUUUUUUUUUAAUUUAUGAAGGUACAUUGAGAAGAUGCAUUUUUAAAUAUAUUGUGGUUCUUCUUAAACACGAUCUGUGUUGUGUAAGGAUAUAAUGGGUGACUCAAGCUGCUUCAGACUUUUUUGUGUAAACUGUCCCGUGUGGAGGUAAGACCUGCCACCCUCAUCCUACUCGCCACAGUUCUAGAUACCCCCACCCCCCAGUAAUAGGCUGUCGACCCCCUCGGAGAGGGCUUUCUCAUCCUCCCAUUAAAGUGACUCUGUUUGGUUGCCUUUUCCCAGCUACCUCGUCUGUAAAGUAUUCUCAAGUCGUUCUGCUUUUCUCACCACCGCCUUGUUUGGAGUCUGUGAUCAUCCGCAUGCCGAUGGGCUGUGUGUGUCUGCUAAAGUAACCUCACAGCCAGAUGGACUUCAGUAAAGAAGAUGCAAUGAACCCAUUUUUGCAUCCUCCUUCGGGACAGUUUUCACACUACAACCAAACCAGUGCUGACAAGCAAAACAUCAUUUUGCCUUUUCUGCAAGGGAGUCUUUGGUUCUGUCUUUCUUUACACAAACACACACAUACACAAGCACGCGCACACACACACACGCACACACACACACACACACACACACACACACACACACACACACACACACACACACACACACACACACACACACACACACACACAGAGCCAUUGUUGCAUGUCUCCCCUAUAAUACUCCACUUUGCUCUCUCUCUGUGUCCUUAUCAGCCUGUAUGGUUGUUUUAGUUCCAUUUAUUUUCUCUCUUUUUUUUUAGUCAUACAAAAAAUGGAAUUGUAUCGCAUGACUUAUAAAUGCAGGGAGUUUUAUUGCACAAAAUCGGAGUCUUGAGCGCCCCCAGUGUUCGUAUGGGGUAACUGCAAGAGCCAAGGCUUUGGAAUAGUUACUACUACUGAGCAGGACCCUAAUACUGUUGGACGAUGAAGACUUAAAAAAGAUCAACAACACAUGACUAUUGCAGGAUGUCACAGAAAAGGAAAAUUAGGUCUCAUAAAUUUGCCUGCUGCAUUUUGAAAGUCAUGGCACCCUAACAUUUGUAACAAUGCUGCUUGUAUGUUUCUUUUCUUGUUAAUGUUGAUGUUGUUAUUUUAUUAUUAUUAUUUUUUGUUUGUUUUUAGAAAAAAAAUGCCUACUGCUCAAAUGGCCAACAGAAUUUUCAUAGCAGCACUGGCUGACCUCAUGAGAAGCUCUUGAGAAGGUGUGCACGAGUGCGUUUUCCCGUUAAGGUGUAUGUGCUUAUGUUUGUGUGUGUGUGUGCGUGUUGUGUGUGUCUAUGUUAUUGUGUACUUCUCAUGAGGCACGUGUCCCAUUUUCAACCUGGAACAACCGAUAAUUAACCGAAACAAUAGUUCCACUACAUUAAGGUAGAUUGGUAUCAGGCAACAAACGAAAUAUGCAUCGCUUGUCUUAAACUUGAUUUUUUUUCUCUUUUGUUUGAAUAUUGCACUGAUGACUGUUGUUGAAAAGUUGGCUUUUAUGUGUCAACAUUUAAGUUUUUUUUCUGAAUAGAAAAAAAAAGCAGACACAACAAAAUACUAUUGUAUAAAUAUAUGCUCCAGGUGAUGAUGUCCUAAUGUGUGUAUUACUUUGUGGAAAAAACAUGAUGUUUUUCAACAAAGACGUGUGUAUCUCUGUGAUUGGGUGUAUGUAUAUAUACAUAUGGAUAUAUAUAUCGAUGCUGAAGAUGAUGAUAUCUUGGGGCACUUUCUUUUCUGAAGUGCUGUCUUCCUGAUUUUGUUUGAAAGGGGAAUAAUACAUUUGAUGGUAAGAUCAUUGUAACAUAAUAAAGAAUUGCACGGUUGUGCAGUUAUUUGGCUCGCUAUGGUCAUAACAUUUAUGACGUAAGGAGCCUGCUGCCGGAUUGGUGUACACAUUGAGAUGAUUUUUUUUUCUAUAAAAAAACAAAAAGGAAAAAAAAAAGGAGAAAAAAAAGAAAGAGAAAAAAGAAUGAAAGAGUGCUGACUUCUUUGGGCCAACUUGUGUUUCUGGUCUUGCUUCAUUUCAAGCAGGAGGAAACGGUUGAGUUUUCAUGUGUGAUGCAGAUGUUCCAUCAUCAUGUCUGAUUUUGGAUUUUUUUUUUUCGUUUGUUUGUAUUCUUUUAUUUUUGAACAUUUGUAACACUGUGAUGAUGACAUCAUGUCAUGUGGAGAUGAGUGCUGUAUUAUUUUUGUACGUUUGUGUACAAGCCAGUAAAGAAAUCAUUAAACUUAAAAUCCUCUGUGUAUGCA
This is a messenger RNA of Oreochromis aureus, 4889 nucleotides long. RefSeq names its product NOTCH regulated ankyrin repeat protein a (gene nrarpa). The transcript is spliced from 2 exons. Gene Ontology annotation, molecular function: phosphatase regulator activity; enzyme inhibitor activity; protein binding. The record is from RefSeq and is a predicted model, not a curated record. NCBI's taxonomy places the organism in Eukaryota, Metazoa, Chordata, Actinopteri, Cichliformes, Cichlidae. Gene Ontology annotation, cellular component: cytoplasm. The coding region runs from base 1178 to 1516 and encodes 112 amino acids.